This is a messenger RNA of Paramecium pentaurelia, 1478 nucleotides long. NCBI's taxonomy places the organism in Eukaryota, Ciliophora, Oligohymenophorea, Peniculida, Parameciidae. The record is from the annotation of a GenBank genome assembly.
AUGUAGAUAAGAUGUGCCUAACCUGAUCAUCGAAAUCUAUAAAUAAUUGGAUUUUGUAUAGAUAUCACAUGCCCAAAUUAAAGGCCUUAUUGUCAUUUUUGUUUGCCUCAACACGGUCAACAUCUUGAUAAAUUAACAUAUUUUGAACAUUUUAAUGAAUGGAUUUAGAAACGAAUCAUUAAUGCUCAAAAUGUAUAGAAGAAUGUUUAAGAGUGUAAAUUAUCCCUUGAUAGUGUUCUCAAUUUGUUGAUUCCUUCUCUUAAUUUUAAUAUAUAGUAAUUCUCAGAAAUAGGAAUUUAAUAGAUUGAUAACAUGAUAAAAGGGUUAUGUUAAUUGGAAAGUUGCGAGAAAAUAUUAUUUAAACAACUUUAAUAUUCUAUUGAAUAAAUCAAAUAGAUUAUAGAUUAGAUAUUAAAAAAAAUAAAUAAUCAAACAAAUCAAAAGGAAAAGUGUAAUUAGUAUUUUCAAAAUUCUGAAAGAAAAGAAUUAAAAUAAAUAUAGUCAUAAAAACAACUAAGUACCAAUUCACCUUUGAGCUCAUGAAUUAAAACUCAAUUAAAUAAGAUAAAAUAUCUUUUGCAUUAGCUUUUAAUAAAGAUUAAACUAUCGUAAUAGCUGGAUGUAGUAAGGAAAUUAAAGUAUUUGAACAUCAAUAAGGGAAAUUUAUUCAAGUUUAAUUAUUGAGUAAGCAUAUAAAUGAUGUAUUUACUUUAAACUUUAUGAAAAAGACAAAUAAUUUUGUAUCUGGAAGUGUAGAUAAUACAAUUAUAAUAUGGUAGGUGAUGGGAAAUAAUUAAUGGAAUUGUUAAUAAAUAUUAAAUGGAGAUUCUUAUAGUAUAUUGUGUUUAUUGUUAAAUAAUACUGAUGAUCUCAUAAUAUCAGGUAAUUAUGGGGCUACAAUUAAGUUUUGGAUGAAAUAUAAUUAAUGGAUAUGUUAAUAAACCAUAAGUGAUCAUACUGAUUCCGUAUGUUCAUUAAGUUUAAAUGAAUAGUAAAAUAAAUUGAUAUCUUGUUCAAAGGAUUCAUAAAUAUUAGUAAUAGAAUAGUCUAAAUUUAAUAAAUAGUGGAUUGUUACAUAAAAGAUAAAAGUUGAUAUGUUUGGAUAACGAUUAUGUUUUAUUAAUGAUAACUUAUUUACAUUUUAACCUACAUGUAAAGAAUAAAUGUAUAUAUAUGAGAUGGAUUCUAAUAAUAAAUAGUAUAAUAAGAUUAAGGAAAUUACAGUAAUGUGUGAUUCAAUUAGUUGUGAUUGUUUAUUUCCAUAAUAAUACAUAAAGUCAAAAUGCCUACUUGUGAAUAAGAAUGGCAAGAAUGUGAAUUUAAUUAGAAAGAAAUAAAAUGGUGACUUUAUUGUUUGUUAAUCUAUUUAAUUUAAUAGUCAAAAUAUUUAUGAGAAAUUAAGUGAUGAUGGAGAGUAUUUGAUUACUUGGGAUACUAGUUCAAAGGAAAUCUAAAUAAGAAAGUAUAAGGAAUAAUGA